Molecule: messenger RNA, 192 nt
Organism: Puccinia graminis f. sp. tritici CRL 75-36-700-3
Lineage: Eukaryota; Fungi; Basidiomycota; Pucciniomycetes; Pucciniales; Pucciniaceae
Exons: 2
Coding region: 1-192 (63 amino acids)
Source: RefSeq, a predicted model, not a curated record
AUGAGCGUAUUAUCCAGCAUCAGAGCCCAUCCAGAGUCAAAGCCUGCUAAUCAGAUACACAUGCUUGAAGGAACUCUGGGGAGUGCCAAAUCCUUAGGCGACCGCGAAGAUGGACGCUCGACUGGGCGUGCUAAACCUAGUGAAUUUGCCCGACAGUGGAUCAAAGUCCAACGGUUGACCGGUGAAUCAUGA